CCACGCAUGCGCGGCCGGACGCCCGGGGGCGGCGCUGCUCCAUCCGGGUACCCGGUGGUCGGUGGCUGUUUUGUUUUCUCCGCUAAAAACUAGGGGAAAGUCAGGCGUCCCCGCGCUGCGCGACACCGGGCUCGGGACCGACUGCACGAGCCGGGCUGGACUGACCUGAAAAAAAUGUCUGGAUUUCUAGAAGGCUUGCGAUGCUCAGAAUGCAUUGAUUGGGGGGAAAAGCGCAACACUAUUGCCUCUGUUGCUGCUGGUGUUCUAUUUUUUACAGGCUGGUGGAUUAUCAUAGAUGCAGCUGUCAUUUAUCCCACUAUGGAAGAGUUCAACCAUUCAUACCAUGCCUGUGGUGUCAUAGCAACCAUAGCCUUCCUGAUGAUUAAUGCAGUAUCAAAUGGACAAGUCCGAGGUGAUAGUUACAGUGAAGGUUGCCUGGGUCAAACAGGUGCUCGCAUUUGGCUCUUCAUUGGUUUCAUGCUGGCCUUUGGAUCUCUGAUUGCAUCCAUGUGGAUUCUCUUUGGAGGUUAUGUUGCUAAAGAAAAAGCCAUCGUAUACCCUGGAAUUGCUGUAUUUUUCCAAAAUGCCUUCAUCUUUUUUGGAGGACUGGUUUUUAAGUUUGGCCGCACUGAAGACUUAUGGCAGUGAAAACACCCGAUUUACUUCUGCACAGCAGCCCUGCGUGGGUUUUUACUGCUCGCUCCCAAUUUUUUGUAAUGCCAUUUUCUAAACUCAUUUUUGAGUGUAGUCUCAGCUUCAGUUUGUGUAAUACUAAAAUCAUGAGAAUUUCCUAUGUAAACAACAACAAAAAUCUGUUGUGUGCAUCGGAUUAACUUAUAAAAUGUUGAAAAUAUGCCACAUGAGUAAUUUGUAUUAAGUUUUAUCAUGGUGUAAUUUGUAAAAAUAAAUUACAAAAAAUAUUAUGGAUGCAUCUUAUACAAGCAUUUGUCAUAUCCAAGGUCCAAAACUAUAAUUAAAGUGCUCUGAAGAUUUAA
Molecule: messenger RNA, 995 nt
Organism: Nyctereutes procyonoides (raccoon dog)
Lineage: Eukaryota; Metazoa; Chordata; Mammalia; Carnivora; Canidae
Gene: TMEM50A
Product: transmembrane protein 50A
Exons: 7
Coding region: 175-648 (157 amino acids)
Biological process (GO): late endosome to vacuole transport via multivesicular body sorting pathway; protein targeting to vacuole
Source: RefSeq, a predicted model, not a curated record